GAAGAAGGCUGCAGAAAGUUGUAAACAGUUAUGAAUCCUUUGAAAGCUAUUUGUAUUGUGGCCUUUUUGGCUGCCGCUGUUUGUGCAGCACCCAAUCAUCACCACCAAUACUCGUCCUCCAGCAACAAAUUGAAGCCAGCCCAAUGGUUGUCCAUGUCGCAAUUGGAGAAGACCCCCUCCCUUUCCGAGGUCACCGUGGAGCGUUUGGAAAAUAUGCCCUUGGAAGAGGGUGCCCAGGCUUUGCAGACAAUCUACCAUGUUGCCCAAAUCAACAAUGAAUUGACCGCAGACUAUGUGCCCAACCCCAGCAGUGUGCCCGCAUACAUUGUCAAGUCGAAUGGCCAAAAGGUUCCCACCACUUUGGACAAAUUGGCUGCCACCGCUAACCAACAAUCUAACUUUGGUAAUGGCGAGGUCACCAUCUUCAUCACCGGCUUGCCCGAAACCACCAAGACCGUGGAGGAGCCCAACAAUGAAUUGGUUAACGCCUAUGUUGAACGUUACAGUGGUCAAAGACAAAAGAACACCUAUGCCAAAUUUGCCCGUAACAGCAACAAACGUCACUUCGAUUAUGAAGAAAAUGAUAAUGAAGAUGAGUGGGAAUCUGGCAAACAAAGCUCCGGCAAUCUUGUGGUCAUCGCCUUGGGCGAAAAAUUGCACGACUUGAAACACCAAGCCACUUUGGACAUCGAGGAAACCGGUGCCAUGAUCGGUCGCGAAAUUGUCAAAAUGAAUACCCCCCACGAUAAUGUCCAUGUUAUCGGCCAAAAUGUUGCCGCCCAUGUUGCUGGUGCCGCUGGCCAAGAAUACAAACGCAAGACUGGCCACAAAUUGUACCGCAUCACUGCCUUGGACCCCUCCAAAGUGUAUGCCGAUGAUGCCGAAACUUUGAGCGGCCUUAGCCGUGGUGACGCCAAAUUCGUCGAUGCCAUCCACACCUCUGCCUUGGGCAUGGGCACCACCACCCGUGUUGGCAAUGUUGACAUCUUCCCCAAUGGCCCCAGCGCUGGUGUUCCCGGUACCAACAAUGUUGUUGAAGCCUCCAUGCUCGCCACCGAAUUGUUUGCCGAAUCUGUUCGUCCCGGUAAUGAACGCAACUUCCCCGCCGUCGAAGCCAGCUCCCUCGAGAACUACAUGAUCAACAAUGGCUAUGGCAAGCGUGCUUACAUGGGCAUCGAUCUUGCUACCGAUUUGGAAGGUGACUUCAUCUUGGAAGUCAAUGCCCAACGUCCCUAUGGCAAGAGGAGCUCCCCCAAGAUGUUCAACCAAGUUUCCCACAAAAAGUCCUGGGAAAAUGCCAAACGUUUUGAAUAAACAAAACGAAACUGCCCGCAUCGACUAUGAUAACAACUGCAAGAUGACCCACAAACAAUGAGAUACCAGGAAGAGUGAUCUAAGAAACCGAUUCAGAUACAAGUUGUCCAUUAGAUUUAAGUAGCCCUCAAGCUUCAGUAUGAAACCAUCAAGUAACAACUAACAAAAAAGCUAAACAAUAAGAACAAAAUUGGUUGGCGCUCACUUUGUUAACAAAUAAAUUAUUUUGCAUUUCUUUAAAAAAAAGGAA
Stomoxys calcitrans (stable fly) is the source of this 1564-nucleotide messenger RNA. Its product is annotated as vitellogenin-1-like. The record is from RefSeq and is a predicted model, not a curated record. Gene Ontology annotation, molecular function: lipase activity. The transcript is spliced from 3 exons. Bases 31 to 1314 code for a protein of 427 amino acids. NCBI's taxonomy places the organism in Eukaryota, Metazoa, Arthropoda, Insecta, Diptera, Muscidae.